GUGACAGCAGCAGCACACCGCCAGGGAGAGCGCGGCGGAGUGAAGAUGUGAAGGUGGAAUCAAUCCGACUCAGCAGCAGCACUGGGUUUCUCUGAAGAAGAACAAGACACAACUGACAUUCUCACACAGCAGGAACAGGAGCUUUAGUUUGGAUUUUUAUAAAAACUGGAAAUAUUCUUUUCUUAUUUUCUGUCUCUGUCCACCUCAGAUAUUAUACUGGAAGCAGUGUUGCGGAGAGUAAGGAGCAUCGUUUACGUUCACUGGAUAUUUAUUUUUAAUUACACAAUUUGGAAGGAGUAAACUGCUCCGUGAAGAUUUCCUCUCUCGCUUUAUGGGAUCAUUCUCGACGAAGACGCUUUGUUUUGGAUAAGAUCAACAUCGGGCAUCAUGAGUUCCAGUGCAGCUUAUCACCAAGGCUCUGCGGGUGGUGAACAAAGUUCUGGACCAAUCCGGUGCCAGCGAUGUCGGGAAGUAUGCAAAGGAGAGGUGGUACGAGUGCAAGACACCCACUUUCACGUCAAGUGUUUCACCUGCACCGUGUGUAACUGUGAUCUGGCACGAUCCGGCUUCUUCCAGAAGAAAGGAGAGUACAUCUGCACGGCAGACUACCAGCGGCUCUACGGUACACGCUGCGACCGCUGUGACAGCUUCAUCACAGGAGAGGUGGUCUCCGCUCUGGGACGCACAUACCACCCCAUGUGCUUUGUCUGCAGUGUCUGCAGUAAACCCUUCCCCAUUGGAGACAGAGUGACAUUCAGUGGAAAGGACUGCGUGUGCCAGCAGUGCUCUCGCACACUCGUCAAGCCAAAUGAACCGAUCAAGAUCCACGGGCCCAGCCACUGUGCCGGGUGUAGAGCCGAGAUCAAGCAGGGUCAGUCUCUCCUGGCGUUGGAGAAACAGUGGCACGUCAGCUGCUUCAGAUGUCGGACCUGCAACAUGGUCCUCACCGGAGAGUACAUCAGCAAGGAUGGAGUGCCAUACUGUGAGGCAGAUUACCAUGCCCAGUAUGGGGUGAAAUGUGAGACCUGCAGCAGAUACAUCAGUGGAAGGGUUCUGGAGGCGGGGGGGAAACACUACCAUCCGACCUGCGCUCGAUGCUCCCGCUGUAACAUGAUGUUCAAAGAGGGAGAGGAAAUGUACCUGACAGGAUGUGAGGUGUGGCACCCAUUAUGCAAGCAGGCAGCGAGGGCAGAGAGGAGACUCAGGCACAGACGCCUGUCAGAGGCCUCCAUCUCUCCACCGGGCUCCUCCAUAGGCUCUCCCAGCAGGGUUAUAUGUGCCAGAGUGGCGAAUCAGAUCCUAGAUUAUAAGGACCUAGCUGCCCUGCCAAAGGUCAAAGCCAUAUACGAGGUCCAACAGCCAGAUCUCAUAUCCUCCUCAUACCAGCCCUACAACAGAUACACCUCUGAUGACAGGCUAGAAACUUACGGCUAUGGGGAGUCACUUAGGACACUCUCUCCUUAUUCUCAGGACUACGACAGCCUGGAUAUAAAGCAGAGGCGGUGCUCCAGUCCAGGUUAUAUUGACUCGCCGACGUAUAGUCGCCAAGGCAUGUCACCAAUCAUGCCUCGCUCUCCGCAGCACUAUGCCUACCCUGGCUCUGAGAGUGGCAGGAGUUCACCUUAUUACGGCCAAGAGGGGCGGUCAAGCACACCCACCACAAACCAGCCCCCUAAACAUUUUCAUGUACCAGACAAUCAUGUGGACACAGCCACCAAAAGCAGGACCAGCGAGGACAUCGUCAGAUCCUCCAGACUGUCCACCUCCUCUCCUGAGCCAUACACCCAGUCAGAGUUGGACUACUACCCGUACACCAGCUCGCCAAAAACCUAUCGGGCGCCGAGAAGACGCUUCUCGACAGGAGGAGAUGAAGAGAGUUGGAGUCACAGUCUUCAAAGAAUCGGGAGUGGCAUCGGGAGGAUGAUCCUAAAGGAGGAGAUGAAAGCCAGAUCUGGUUCCUAUGACAACGACCCCUGGGGCAGUGCAAGGAAUUCUCGUAGUGGGAGCAAGGAAACACUCAACACUACAGGCUACGGCACCACGGCGUACAACAACACUGUCAACGGAUCUCUCAGAUCUCAGUACAGCGCUGAUUGUGAUUCUGUUUGUAAGUCCGCAUCACUGCCAGGAUACGGACGCAACGGCAUCCAGAGGCCUCAGAGUGCUGACUGCUACCAGUACCACUAUGACAGUGGCAGCGAGGUCAACUGGGGAAGCAGAGCAGAAUACACGAUUUACCCCUACGAGGAGCUCAUUGUCACCACCAGAGGUCGCAACAGGCUGCCCAAAGAUGUAGACAGAGCCAGACUGGAGCGUCACCUGUCCCCAGAGGAGUUCCUCCAAGUGUUUGGCAUGACUGUGGAAGAUUUUGACCGGCUGGCUCUGUGGAAGAGAAAUGAGCUCAAGAAACAGGCCCGACUGUUUUAAUAACAUGGACGUGCGUUGAAUACUGCCAUAACUAGAGCGAGAGGCUUGACAGACUGUAGGAGGGGAAGAAAGAGAUAUGUAGAUUUCUGUUCAGUUUCACUGCCAUGGCUGAGAACCUGUUCUAGAUCUCCUCAUAUGACCCAACAAAUUCUGGUCACACCAGCGUGAACUUCUAAGAUAGGGCCUACCGAGGUAAGGCCACAGAGACAUUAUGCACAGAUGGACUGAAACUGUUACAUGGCUGUCCAUGUAACUUUGGCAGAGUGCCAGAGUGGUGUGUAAGCAAUAGAGACUGUAGUACAUUAGUGAUGUGCUUCUCUUAAGCCUGGAGGCUGGAGGAAGGCAUGGCUGUGCCCCUAUAAGGCCACACGUGGGGGUGUCUGUGACCAGAGCCGCAGUGCUAAAACAUAAAGAGGAGAUUUUUGGCUUUGCCUUAUUUGUUAUGCUCUCUUAGUUAUGAGUGUGCAGCACCAGCAAUCUUAAUGAGUAGAAUGUAGAUUCACUAUAUCAUUUGUGACACUUUAUCAAUGUGAAUGAUUAGAUGAGAAGAAUGAGUGAGUGAGCGAGCGAGCAUACAGCAUCACUUUGCUUUGGUUUAUAAGAAUGCAGUUUGUUUACCUGUGCUUUCCUUUUCACCUGAAAUACUGUGUCCCUCUGGUUUACACUAAUUGAUAUAGAAUGAAACAAGUAACAAUCUGAGAUAGACGCAACUUUUUUAAUUGUAUUUGUGACCUGAUUGAUAUGUGUGCAAAUAAAAACCAGAGUGAGAAUGCAAAUACAGAUUAGCAGAUCACUUCAAUGUAAUCUUCUGGUUAAAUAGGUAAAGGUCACCAAUAUACAGUUCACUGUGCAGCUGUAUGGUAACCUAAAAGUAUGUGCAAUCCAGUACAUUAAGUACAUACAGGAAACACCAAUUCAGUCCUGCUCCAUGCUUUCCAGCUCAUUGCAAUUGAAUGACUGUUUUAGGAUGAAGACUGUAUUUAUCCAUACAUUUAAAUGUACUAUUAGUUAUAUUCUUUUUAGGAAUAAUAGCCCAUUAAUUUUGUAGCUACAGAUAGUAUAUCCACUCUGCAAGGUAUUUAACUCACUGACAAAGAUUCAGGGUUGUUAUUUUUGAUUUUGUCACUAAACAAUUAAACUUGAAACAAAUUCA
Molecule: messenger RNA, 3580 nt
Organism: Perca flavescens (yellow perch)
Lineage: Eukaryota; Metazoa; Chordata; Actinopteri; Perciformes; Percidae
Gene: ablim3
Product: actin binding LIM protein family, member 3
Exons: 22
Coding region: 388-2427 (679 amino acids)
Biological process (GO): cytoskeleton organization; lamellipodium assembly; cilium assembly
Cellular component (GO): stress fiber; actin cytoskeleton
Molecular function (GO): actin filament binding
Source: RefSeq, a predicted model, not a curated record